Panicum hallii is the source of this 1176-nucleotide messenger RNA. RefSeq names its product D-3-phosphoglycerate dehydrogenase-like. Lineage: Eukaryota; Viridiplantae; Streptophyta; Magnoliopsida; Poales; Poaceae. Gene Ontology annotation, molecular function: phosphoglycerate dehydrogenase activity; NAD binding. The record is from RefSeq and is a predicted model, not a curated record. The transcript is spliced from 10 exons. The coding region runs from base 121 to 1134 and encodes 337 amino acids.
AUAACAUCUGACUGACCCGAUCCGACUCUCGCGCCGGUCGCACGGCCGGCACCGCAGCGGCAGCACGCCUGAUCGGAGACGCGGGAAUUCCCCUCUCCAUCCUCCGGCAAGGUUGCAGAAAUGGUUGAUCCAAUGGGAAGCAAUGGCAGCAGCCGCACUGUUACCAGGGUGCUAUUCUGUGGCCCUUACUGGCCCGCUUCAAUUGUCUAUACCAGGGAGUAUUUGCACAAGUAUCCAUUUAUACAGGUUGACGAAGUAGGUCUUGAGCAGGUACCUGAUGUUAUUCAAAACUACCAUAUAUGCAUUGUAAGAAAUCGGCGCAUAGAUUCAGAUAUCAUUACAAGAGCAACGCAGAUGAAGAUUAUUAUGCAGAAUGGUGUCGGGUUAGAAGGUGUUGACAUAGGUGCUGCUACAGCACACAAGAUUAAAGUUGCAAGGAUACCUGGGUGUACUACAGGAAAUGCUGUCGCUUGCGCAGAAAUGGCGAUUUACCUUACUCUAGGUGUUCUACGAAAGCAAAAGGAGAUGGAUUGUGCUGUGAAGCGGAGAGAACUGGGCACUCCAGCCGGAGAAACAAUAUAUGGCAAAACGGUCUUUGUACUGGGUUUUGGAGCCAUCGGCUAUGAACUUGCCAAGAGGCUAAGGGUAUUUGGAGUUAAAAUUCUUGCUACCAAAAGAAAUUGGUCAUCAAACACGUUGCCUUGUGAUACUGAAGUACUAGUUGAUAAGAAAGGUGGCCUAGAAGAUUUGUACGAAUUUGCCGGAGAAGCAGACAUAGUUAUAACAUGCAUGGCCCUAACCAAUGAAACAACUGGUAUUGUAGACAAUAAGUUCCUCGCAGCAAUGAAAAAGGAAUCAUAUCUGGUCAAUAUUGCUAGAGGAGGCCUACUGGACUACAAGGCGGUGCUUAGUCACCUUGAAUCAGGUCAUUUAAGCGGUUUAGGGAUUGAUGUUGCUUGGAUGGAGCCAUUUGAUCCAGAGGAUCCAAUUCUAAAAUUCUCAAAUGUUAUUAUAACACCCCAUGUGGCUGGAAUCACCGAGUACUCUUUAAGAACGGCAGCAAAGAUUGUUGGUGAUGUUGCACUACAGCUUCAUUCAGGGGAGCCAUUCACUGGAAUAGAAAUUGUGAACUAGAUCCAAAAUUGGCAGGUGCAGAUGUCAUAAUUUAUUUAGGUC